This is a messenger RNA of Homarus americanus (American lobster), 1452 nucleotides long. RefSeq names its product skin secretory protein xP2-like. Lineage: Eukaryota; Metazoa; Arthropoda; Malacostraca; Decapoda; Nephropidae. The coding region runs from base 1 to 1452 and encodes 483 amino acids. The record is from RefSeq and is a predicted model, not a curated record. The transcript has 2 exons.
AUGUAUUAUUUUUCCGCCCUGUGCGGAAAACAAACUAAGAAAGGUUAUGAUAAAUUUGAAUAUGUCGUGUAUCCUCCAUUGGAGUUGUUCGACUUCAAAAUAUUCUUUACAAAAGACUUGUUUAAUACAGAAACGUUGAAAAAGUUACAUAAUUUUUGUGCUAACUCGCUGGCGAGUAUCGCCAAGCGCCUGGCCCCCUGCCCCCAUGUAGAUGACGCUCUCAUGGUGGUCACCAAAGGGGACGCUCCCCACGCGGUCGCCGAAAGGGACGCUUCCCAGGUGGUCGCCGAAGGGGAUGCUCCCCAGGCCGUCGCCGAAGAGGACACUCCCCAGCUCGUCGCCGAAGGGGACGUUCCCCAGGCCGUCGCCGAAGAGGACGCUCCCCAGGCCGUCGCCGAAGGUGACUCUCCCCAGGCCGUCGCCGAAGAGGACGCUCCCCAGGCCGUCGCCGAAGAGGACGCUCUCCAGGCCGUCGCCGAAGAGGACGCUCCUCAGGCUGUCGCCGAAGAGGACGCUCCCCAGGCCGUCGCUGAAGGGGACGCUACCCAGGCCGUCGCCCAAGGGGACGCUCCCCAGGCCGUCGCCGAAGGGACGCUCUCCAGGCCGUCGCCGGAUGGGACGCUCCCAGGCCGUCGCCGAAGGGGACCUUCCCGAAACCGUCGCCAAGGGGACGGCGCCGUCGCCGAAGGGGACGCUUCCCAGGUCGUCGCCGAAGGGGAAGCCCCACAGGUCGCCGAACGGGACGCCCUACAGGCCGUCGCCGAAGGAGACGCCUCCCAGGCCGUCGCCGAAGGAGACGCCUCUCAGGCCGUCGCCGAAGGGGACGUCCCCCAGGCGGUAGCCGAAGAGGAUGCUCCCCAGGUGGUCGCCGAAAAGGACGUUCCCCAGGUGGUCGCCGAAGAGGACGUUCCCAAGGCGGUCACCGAAGGGGAUGCUCCCCAGGAAGUCACCGAAGGGGACGCCCCCCCGGCUAUCGCCGAGGGGGAAUCUCCCCAGGUGGUCACCGAAGGGGACGCCCCCCAGGCCAUCGCCGAGGGGGACGCUCCCCAGGAGGUCACCGAAGGGGACGCUUCCCAGGCGGUCACCGAAGGGGACGCUCCCCAGGCGGUCACCGAAGGGGACGCUCCCCAGAAGGUCGCCGAAUGGGACGCUCACCAGGCCAUCGCCGAGAGGGACACUCCCCAGGCGGUCACCAAAGAGGAAGCUCCCCAGGCUGUCACCGGAGGGAAAGCUCCCCGGGUAGUGCCCUGUAGAGCUGCUGUCCAAAAGCCCUGGGCCAAUAAACCAACUCACCAGGCCAAGAAUACCUUGGUCCCAUGGGCCCAAGGUAAUCUAAAAUCAAAGGCUGAGCACGCACCAAACAGAGUGGCAGAAGCCCGUAAAGCUGCUGCCCAACAGGGCCGGGCCAUGGUCAAGGCUCGCCGGUUGAAAACAGCUAUAAAACAAAAGUGA